AAAUAUUACUAUUCUCUUAAAAGAAUCAAACCAAACAGGGCCAAUGAAAUUGAGGAAGCCUUUCCAGGCCCGAUCCACACAUAAGGCUCCAAGCCAGGCAGCCAGCGUACCCAGCUGCCGCCAAGUGUCCGUCUCCCCCAGGCAGUCGGAUAAGCCGAGGCCUCAUCCUGGGUCUCAACUCCGUCGUCGCCACUCGCCACCUCCGACCGUCGCAUUCUUCACGAGUCCUCCGGCCCAGCACGCGCCUUCUCAAACCUUCUGGACUUCCCGCCUUCCUUCCUUCUUCCCAUCCAUUAUUCCAAACCUUUUUAAGCUCUCCCCAUGGGGCCUGACCUCCUCAGAUUUCGCAGCAAAAGAUCAGAGGUAGAACAAGCACACCUUCAAAGCUCCACAGCUCGUCGCCAAUGGCGUCUGCUUCUCUCGCGUCUUCACUCUUGUGCAGCAGCAGCGGUUCUACCAGUAGAAGCGCAGCCGUGCCGAGGGUGAUCCGGAUCCCUCUCUUCUCCAAGAACCAGUACAGGCCGCCUCUUCGGCCUCUCAGGAGUAGAUCGGUAGUUAGGCGAUCGUUGCAGCAGGAGCAGGAGGAGCGGACGGACCCGGCCUCCUCCGUCUCCGUAGCCUCCGGCGAGCAGCAGGAGGAGGAGACGACGACGGCGUCGCAUCAUGUCGGAGGGGAGGAUGGCGCGAAGACAUCCGGUCAUGCUGGAGGAGCAGAGGGAGGCGAAGGAGAAGGCGAUGGCGAGGCGAAGAGGAACACGGAUAAGCAGCAGGAGGUGGACUGGAAGUCGGACGAGGAGUUCAAGAAGUUCAUGGGCAACCCCUCCAUCGAGGCCGCCAUCAAGCUGGAGAAGAAGCGCGCCGACCGGAAGCUCCGCGAGCUGGACCGCGAGCCCGACGCCAACCCCGUCGCCGGCCUGCUCCGGGGCCUGGCCAAGGACCAGCUGGCGCGGGAGAAGCAGAGGCUGGAGCUGGCGGAGCAGACCUUCAAGGCGCUCGACCUCAACAAGCUCAAGAGCUGUUUCGGGUACGACACGUUCUUCGCGGUGGACGUCCGGCGGUUCGGCGACGGCGGGAUCUUCAUCGGGAACCUGCGGAGGCCCGUGGAGGAGGUGCGGCCGAAGCUGGAGAAGAAGAUCGCCGAGGCCGCCGGGACGGAGGUCACCCUCUGGUUCAUGGAGGAGAAGGCCGACGACAUCACCAAGCAGGUCUGCAUGGUUCAGCCCAAGGCGGAGAUCGACCUCCAGCUCGAGGUCACCAGGCUGAGCACGACGUGGGGCUACCUCAGCGCCGUGGCGCUGGCCGUCACGACCUUCGGGACGAUCGCCCUCAUGAGCGGCUUCUUCCUCAAGCCCGGCGCGACGUUCGACGACUACGUCUCCGACGUGCUCCCUCUGUUCGGCGGCUUCCUCACCAUUCUCGGCGUGUCCGAGGUCGCGACGAGGCUGACGGCGGCGAAGUACGGCGUGAAGCUGAGCCCGUCGUUCCUGGUGCCGUCGAACUGGACAGGGUGCCUUGGCGUGAUGAACAACUACGAGUCGCUGCUGCCCAACAAGAAGGCCCUGUUCGACAUCCCCGUCGCGCGCACGGCCAGCGCGUACGCCACGUCGAUCGUGCUCGCCAUCUCGGCGUUCAUCGCCGACGGCAGCUUCAACGGCGGCGAGAACGCCCUGUUCGUGCGGCCGGAGUUCUUCUACAACAACCCGCUGCUGUCGUUCGUGCAGGUGGUGAUCGGGCCGUACGCCGACGAGCUCGGGAACGUGCUGCCCAACGCGGUGGAGGGUGUGGGAGUGCCCGUGGACCCGCUGGCCUUCGCGGGGCUCCUGGGCAUCGUGGUGACGUCGCUGAACCUGCUCCCGAUCGGGCGGCUGGAGGGCGGCCGAAUCGCGCAGGCGCUGUUCGGGCGCGGCACGGCGGCGCUGCUCUCGUUCGGCACGUCGGUGCUCCUGGGCGCCGGCGCCAUCAGCGGCAGCGUGCUGUGCCUGGCGUGGGGCCUCUUCGCCACCUUCAUCCGCGGCGGCGAGGAGAUCCCGGCGCAGGACGAGAUCACGCCGCUCGGCAACGACCGCUACGCGUGGGGGUUCGUGCUCGCCGUCGUCUGCCUCCUCACGCUCUUCCCCAACGGCGGCGGCACCUACUCCGCCUCCUUCCUCGGGGACCCCUUCUUCAGGGGCGGCGUCUAGGCGACGCGCCGUGGCGGACAAGUAGUAGUAGAAGGGUUUGGAUGCCGAUGCCUGUACAGACGUACGUAGUCACUCUACUAACCAGUAACCACUAUGCAAUCUCCAAUUCUCCAUAUCAAAAUCCUUUUCUUUUAUCAUAUCAAAAUGACAAAAUCUUUUGGUGAUAUAGCAUCACAUCCUGCAAGUAGAGUUGAUGUUUCAAGGAGCCUUGAACACGGGGGAUUUCAAUGAAUUUUGUAAAAUGCACACAUGAACGUUCAACGUCGUGUAUUUUGUUGGUUUGAAAUCAAUAUACGGCAGUUCCAUUUC
This is a messenger RNA of Panicum virgatum (switchgrass), 2489 nucleotides long. Its product is annotated as probable zinc metalloprotease EGY3, chloroplastic. The transcript has 4 exons. Bases 405 to 2180 code for a protein of 591 amino acids. NCBI's taxonomy places the organism in Eukaryota, Viridiplantae, Streptophyta, Magnoliopsida, Poales, Poaceae. The record is from RefSeq and is a predicted model, not a curated record.